This is a messenger RNA of Mus pahari (shrew mouse), 1942 nucleotides long. RefSeq names its product G protein regulated inducer of neurite outgrowth 2 (gene Gprin2). Gene Ontology annotation, biological process: neuron projection development. Lineage: Eukaryota; Metazoa; Chordata; Mammalia; Rodentia; Muridae. The transcript is spliced from 2 exons. Gene Ontology annotation, cellular component: plasma membrane. Bases 231 to 1595 code for a protein of 454 amino acids. The record is from RefSeq and is a predicted model, not a curated record.
GGCGGGGCGCGCCUAGGUGAGUGAGUCGCCCCCCUCAAGCCUCCAGCACCCCUGCUCCGGGUACCGGUGCCAGCUUCCCCUUCUGGCCCUUGGCAGCGCAGGCUCCGCGGCAGGCUGCACCGCGGCGGGGCUAGACCCAGUGCGGCUCCAUCUUGGCGCCGGGCACCUGUGGCGGCCGCAGGAGCAGCGCUUCCGCCGGCCUGUGCGGCCCUGGAGGCGACAGGGCAGCCAUGAGUUCUAGCCAUCGUGAACCAGGUGCCCGGGAACCCCAGAGUCCCCGUCCACAGGCCCUGUCCCAGAGUUCUUCCAGCUUGUUGUGUGAAGGCCGGGAGCAGAGGCCAGAGCUUCGCAAGAGUGCCAGCAGCACCGUAUGGCAAGCCCAGCAGGGUGAGGCUGGUUCUAGUCCCCGGACCCUGCAGGAGGAGGGGUGCCAGACCGAGAUCCCGGAACAGGCGCAGACCACAAGCACUGCAUCCCAGGCUGGGGCUGGAGGCCACUGGAGGAGCAGCACUGUUGGUAAUGUGUCUACCAUGGGCAUCGGCGACCUGUGUCGCCUACGGGCCCCCAGCGUGGCAGCUGUGCAGAGAAGCCACUCAGACUUGGUCCAUAAUACCAGAGGUCAUGGCAGUGUUCAGAAACCCAGUCUGAGCUGUUCUGCCCUGGGCAGCUCACCUGUCCACAGGGCCCAGCUGCAGCCUGGCAGUGUUGCUGCUGGCCAAGGUGGCCAGACCCCUGCAUCCCUGCAGAGUGACUCAGCUCCAGAGGAUGGGACAUCUAAAUCAACCUGCACAUUGGGGGAGAGUCAGGUGUGGGUGCCAACUGUAGAACUGGAAGAUACAACCGGCCUCCUCCAUGGUCCCCAGGGUGAGCCCAAAGCGACUGGACAGCCACCUACCACUUCCUGCCACGCUCUGCCUCCGGCAGCUCUGCUCUGCACCCUGGGGGAGGCUGUAGCUGGUAGCUGCUGCCAUGCCCUGCCUGCCAGAGGUAUCCUGGCCUUUCCCAAACUGGUGGCAUCAGUCAGUGAGUCUGGUUUGCAGGCCCAGUGUGGGAUGAAAUUCCACUGUAACUUGUCUGGGGGGAUUUCUGGGCACCCUCACUGCUGUGUUCACCCUUGGGGGCCUACGGGGCUAGCCACAGAGUCUGGCUCCAGGACCAAAGAUGUGUGGACCAUGACCUCAGCCACCGAUUUGGCUCUGGGUGUGGCAUCGGCCCAGGAUGCCGGGGUUCAGGCAGCUCCCGUGGCAGCCUGCAAGGCUGUGGCUACCAGCCCAUCCCUGGAAGCGCCUGAGACGCUGAACCUAUUUCCAGAGGUAAUGCUGGGGUCCGGCCUGCGACAAGCGUCAUCACCUGUGAGGGAUGUACGAUGGGAUGCCGAGGGCAUGACAUGGGAGGUGUAUGGAGCCUCCGUGGACCCUGAGGUGCUCGGCAUCGCCAUUCAGAAGCACCUGGAGAUGCAGUUUGAGCAGCUGCAGCAGGCACCAGCUAGUGAGGACAGCCUGUCCGCGGAGGGCCGGAGGGGCCCCCUGCGGGCGGUCAUGCAGUCGCUGCGGCGCCCCAGCUGCUGUGGCUGCUCUGGAGCGGCUCCAGAAUGAGGAAUUGUGACCCCGGAACUGGCCACGACUCUAGACUUGGUCCUAGGCCAGUGACAGGCACAGUGGAGACUCCAUGCCACCGGGACCCACCUUCUAACUUGAAUACCAGCCUUGCUCCGCGCUUGUGGUUCUAUGCAGCAGGGCUGUCUUUUAAGGGCUUGAUUCCCAAGAGCCACUUCUCUGUCCAUUCUGGGCUCUGAACUGUGGGACAGGGAUUUUGCACUGUACAGAAGUGAAAUCCUGACUUCUUUCCUGUGAAAGUACUUAGAACCUUUUGUUUAGUCUGUCCCACAGACCUUUGCUAUCACUCCCCUGGGACUCUUGGUGGUUUUAUUUUUACUAGGAUU